ACUAAAGUGCAUUAGUUAGAGAGACGCAAAUAAGUUAGCACAUUUAGUCCGUAAACAGAACCGAAAUGGGUUCAUCAAAGAAACACAAAGAAAAGGAGAAAGACCGGGAUCCCGAGGAUCGGCACCGUGAGCACAAGAAACACCGUCACAAGGAUCGAGACAAGGAGAAGGAGAAGGACCGAGAUCGAGAGAAGAGAAAGAGAUCCCGAUCCAGAGAGAGGAGCAGCCGGGGAGCAGAGAGAGACAGAAGCGGGAGAGCAGAGAGGAGCAAUGCAGAGCCGCGAGUCAAGAAAGAGAGGCUUGAUCCUGCUUUCGAGGACAACAGCGAGCCAGGUCCCAAAUCUGCUGGUGGUGAUGCUUCGCUCAGCAUUGAAGAGACCAAUAAACUAAGGGCCAAACUAGGUUUAAAACCCCUUGAUCUCAAUGAAAACAAGAAAGAGACUGGAACCAAGGAGGAGCCCCUCGUGGCUGAGACCAUUAAUCCUGUCCACAUCAAACAGCAGGCUGAGAUUAGAGAGAAACUGGCUGCUCUCAAAGAGAAGCGUCUACUCAAUAAGAAACUGGGGAAGGUGAAGGCGCUUGGGGAUGAUGAACCAUGGCUGGACGACACAGCAGCCUGGGUAGAGAGGAGUCGCAAACUAGCCAAGGAGAAGGAGUUGGCAGAGAAGAGGGCCAAACUCCUAGAGGAGAUGGACGAAGAGUUCGGUGUGAGCAAUCUGGUCGAGCAGGAGUUUGCACAGGAAAAGAGGGACUCGUACGGCUCACGCCAUCUCAAAGGGCUCAAGGUUCAACACAAGAUGGACUCUUUCAGAGAGGGAGAAACGGUUGUAUUAACUCUACAAGACAAAGGUGUUCUGGAGGAGAAGGAGGACGUGCUGGUGAAUGUGGGUCUGGUGGACAAAGAGAAAGCAGAGAAAAAUGUGGAGCUGAAGAAAAAGAAGCCAGAUUAUAAACCUUAUGAAGAAGAGGAGAGUGUGGAUGACAUGCUCGUUCUCAAGCCAAAGUCUGUGCUGUCCAAGUACGAUGAGGAGAUCGAGGGAGAGAAGAAGAAGAGUUUCAGGCUGAGUUCUGGAGGUUUUGUCGGGGGUGAGAGAGAGCGAGAGCUGCAGGCCAUCAGAGAAAACCUGCACAAUCAGGCCCAGUCUCUGGACAUGCCCUCUCUCAGCCUCGCCACUGAAUACUACACGCCACAGGAAAUGGUUGGCUUUAAGAAGACCAAACGCAAAGUCAAGAAAAUCAGAAAGAAGGAGAGGGCUGGUGACCUCUUGAUUGACGACACUCGAAGCACAGAUUUUGGCUCCAGGUCUCGAGGUCGAGGUAGAAGGCAAGAUGAGGAGGAGGAGGAGGGGGCGGAGCCUGGAUAUGUUGCUUUGGAAACCAGCAGCAAGCCCAGGGAUGUCCUCCAACAGUCGGAUGACAUUAGAAUGGCCGACAUGGACAUUAGUGAUGAAGAGGACUUUGUCUCUCCAGAGCCUACUGCAUUUGAAGAGGAUGAAGCAGAGCAGGAGCUCCAGAAACAACUUGAGAAACAGAGGAAACUCAGGCAAAAACAGAUGCUCAAAGACUCAGGAGAGAGGGUGGCUGAGCACCUGAAGCAAAUGGAGACGGCAGAAGAUGACGAGAAUGACCCAGACAAAAGGAACAACAUUGUCUUCAAUGCCACCUCUGAAUUUUGUCGUACUCUUGGAGACAUCCCAACCUACGGGCUGUCAGGAAACCGAGAGGACCAAGAGGAUAUUAUGGACUUUGAAAAGGAUGUUGAGAAAGAAGGAGGUGGACAGUCAGACUCUGAUAUGGAUGACAACGUGGGCUGGAGCACUGUCAACCUGGACGAGGAGAAAGUCCAGGCAGAUUUCUCAACGGCAUCCACAACUAUUCUGGAUGAAGAGCCCAUUGUAAACUCUGGUCUCUCUGCUGCUCUGCUUCUGUGCAAAAACAAAGGGCUGUUGGACACACAGAUGCUGAAGGUGGCUCGUGUCAAAAACCCAAAACCAGUUCUGGCAAACGAUAACUACUGCAUCGAAGACAAGAUGAAUAUUGAUGACAAGUACAGCAGGAGGGAGGAAUACAGAGGCUUCACUCAGGAUUUUAAGGAAAAGGAUCACUACAAGCCUGAUGUCAAGAUUGAAUAUGUUGAUGAAUCUGGUCGCAAGCUGACCCCUAAAGAGGCUUUCAGACAGCUGUCCCAUCGCUUCCACGGGAAGGGUUCUGGCAAGAUGAAGACGGAACGGAGAAUGAAAAAGCUUGAGGAAGAGGCGCUGCUGAAGAAGAUGAGCAGCAGUGACACUCCUCUGGGAACCGUCGCUCUUCUGCAGGAAAAGCAGAAGUCCCAGAAAACUCCUUACAUUGUGCUGAGUGGCAGUGGGAAGAGCAUGAAUGCGAACACCAUAACAAAGUAAAUCUAGAUUCUGGAACCUUAGAACAGGCCUGUCACAGAAGAUUUCUCAAAGAAAAUGUACUCGUUUUAGCCGUCUCUUAAAUGAAUAAAGUCGUAACUAGUGAUGUAUAUACA
Molecule: messenger RNA, 2512 nt
Organism: Rhinichthys klamathensis goyatoka
Lineage: Eukaryota; Metazoa; Chordata; Actinopteri; Cypriniformes; Leuciscidae
Gene: sart1
Product: spliceosome associated factor 1, recruiter of U4/U6.U5 tri-snRNP
Exons: 20
Coding region: 66-2399 (777 amino acids)
Biological process (GO): maturation of 5S rRNA; mRNA cis splicing, via spliceosome
Cellular component (GO): U4/U6 x U5 tri-snRNP complex
Source: RefSeq, a predicted model, not a curated record